ACAGCCCAUCGGCUCCAGUAAAUGUCACAGUCAAACACCUGAAAGCCAACUCAGCCGUUGUGACUUGGGAUGUUCUGGAAGAUGAAGUUGUCAUUGGAUUUGCAAUUUCCCAGCAGAAGAAGGACGUGCGGAUGCUGCGCUUCAUCCAGGAGGUGAACACCACCACCCGCUCCUGUGCCCUCUGGGACCUAGAGGAGGACACUGAGUACAUUGUGCAUGUCCAGUCCAUCAGCAUCCAAGGCCAGAGCCCUGCCAGUGAGCCAGUCCUCUUCAAGACCCCCAGGGAAGCUGAGAAACUAGCCUCUAAAAAUAAAGAUGAGGUGACAAUGAAGGAGAUGGAGAAGAAAAACCAACAGCUGCGAGCGGGGGAAAUUCUCAUCAUUGUUGUGGUGUUGUUUAUGUGGGCAGGGGUGAUCGCCCUGUUUUGCAGACAGUACGACAUCAUCAAAGAUAACGAGCCAAAUAACAGCAAGGAGAAAGUCAAGAGCGCCUCGGAGAACAGCACUCCCGAGCACCAGAGCGGAGGGCUCCUCCGCAGCAAGUUUCCAAAAAACAAGCCCUCAGUGAACAUCAUUGAAGCGUGACAGUCUGCCGUCUGAUCGAUGGACUCCAUUCCUCACCCUCACUUUCUGCCUCUGAGCCUUGACGACUGGGGAGGUGAAAUAUUGUCGGAGCAAUUUGGAAGGAGCCCGAGCGAUUGUCACUUGCUGGCAUCCGCCUCCUCGUCUGUGUUCUGCAAAACAUCUGGCCAGAAAGAAAAACCCUGCAAACCCAGACAAACAACCCAGACAAACGACAAAGAUGGGAAAGCAUCAGUGAGAAAGCUGCUGCUGGUGAUCCUGCACCGGACUCGUGAAUCACCUGGGCCGGAGCAACUUCUCACGCACUCCUCUCC
Molecule: messenger RNA, 895 nt
Organism: Mesitornis unicolor (brown roatelo)
Lineage: Eukaryota; Metazoa; Chordata; Aves; Mesitornithiformes; Mesitornithidae
Gene: FNDC5
Product: fibronectin type III domain containing 5
Exons: 5
Biological process (GO): positive regulation of brown fat cell differentiation
Molecular function (GO): protein binding
Source: RefSeq, a predicted model, not a curated record